Ixodes scapularis (black-legged tick) is the source of this 6246-nucleotide messenger RNA. RefSeq lists its product as uncharacterized. The transcript has 7 exons. Lineage: Eukaryota; Metazoa; Arthropoda; Arachnida; Ixodida; Ixodidae. Bases 164 to 2935 code for a protein of 923 amino acids. The record is from RefSeq and is a predicted model, not a curated record.
CACGGCCAACCGUAAACACGGCCGUGCGGCUGGCUGGGCGAUCUCUGGUGAUUUUAUGGCUCUAGGAACUGGAAUAUGUGAUUUCUGUUCUGAAUAGAUAAUCAGAGGUUCUUCCUUGUUAGCACGCCGUCUUUACACGAGGCCUGCGAGCCAGUAAUUUUCAAUGGAGAGUUCGGGUGGGAAUUCGCCAACCUCGGAGCCACCAAAGUGUCCGGAUCUUGCGACUCCAUGCCCCAGACGACCGAGAAAACGGGGGCCCUAUAAGCAGUAUUUUGUUCCCGGGUCCCAUGCUCCGAUCCCGAAGUCUACAAAGUACUGCCAGAGACAAGACGGCGCAUGUGGGACCUCUGAUGGUGCAGUUCUUCCGUGCUUAGCCACAAAUGUCGAAUUACCUCAUGAAAGUGAAGAUGCAACUGUUACCCACUCCUUGCAAAAUGCCGCACAAGGUCAAGCCAGAGGCGGCUUGCCUUGUGAAGCCAGUGAACAUCCGUCAACUCUCUCUAUGGAACCUGGUUCAUCUUCAGAAGAUUUUACUGACAACGCUAGCUGCUCUGAUGAUGCAGAACAUCCUUGCACUUCUCCUAUGGAACAUGGCGCCUCCCCAGAUGACCCCAUUGAAGAUUACAGCUCGGAUGAUGCAAGGUCCUACACAUCCUCAGUGCUUCAGAACCAUGGUGCCUUCCCAGACGACCCAACUGAAGAGUACAGCUCGGAUGAUGCAAGGUCACACACAUCCUCAGUGGCUCCUUCAGAUGAAGAUAUCUCGGAUGAAGAUGCAAUGGAUUCUGAUCCGCAAGGAACACAGGCUGCCAGAAACUUCGCUGAGCUUUUCCAAGGCAUUGUUGGCGAGCAAGUCGUUGUGUCGAAAGGCGACAUUUUGGUAAUGUUGCUAAAGUAUGUUGCCAGCAACAACCUGUCAUUCACUGGCUUGACAAAUCUUGUCAAGAUGGUAAAUAGCUUUUUUUCCAAGCCUAUUCUACCAGACUCUCGUUACUUUCUUAGUAAGAUGUUUGGUGAUGGUGGUGCCACAUUUCAUUUUUACUGCCCUCACUGUUUUUUCUUCAUUGGGAAGCUGGACAACAGUUGCAGUUCUUUCCAGUGCUCACAUUGUAGCCGGGAGUGCCAGGUGUCAAAUGUCUCUGAGCCACCUUUUUUUCUUACUUUCAACGUUCAGUCGCAGCUGCAGGGGAUCCUGAAAAAUUCAGACUUUCUAGAUCUGACAGAACCUUUGGGGGACGGACACACAAUGGGUGACAUAACGGAUGGAAGUAUGUACCGUACAUUUGUGAAUGAAACUGCAGAGGCCGGGCAUAGGAUUAGUGUAACCUUGAAUGCAGAUGGUGCCCCAGUGUUCAAGUCUUCAUCAACUUCGAUAUGGCCAAUCCAGCUUUCAGUUAAUGAAAUUCCUCCCAAGGAUCGUAUGAAUAACCUUGUGCUAGCAGCCCUUUGGUUUGGGAAAAGCAAACCGCGGAUGGACAUCUUCCAAAAGGCAUUUGUGGACAUGAUGCAGGAUCUUUCCGAGACUGGAUUUCCUUUAAGCUUUAAAGGGAAGACUAAAACUUUCAGAGCCUUUUGUAUCUGCGCUGCAGUUGACUCAGUGGCACGAGCCCCUAUGCAGGGAAUCAUGCAAUUUAAUGGUUAUUUUGGUUGCAACUGGUGUUUGCACCCUGGCACACGGAUAGGAAGAUCUCUAAAGUAUCCUGUCCAGACAGUGGAUCCCGAUGAGCGUACUGAUGACCAAAUGUAUGAUGACAUGCAGAAGGCUUUUGAAACUGGUACUGUAGUGCGGGGCGUCAAGACCGUUUCUCCGCUCAUUAACCUGGAGCACUUCAGCAUAGUCUGGGGCUUUGUCCCCGACUACAUGCACUGUGUCUUGCUGGGUGUGGCUAGGCAGUUUUUGGAGCAUUGGCUCGAGUGCUGCGACAGAGAUUUCUAUAUUGGGCGAGAGAUUGACAGGAUGGACAGUAGGCUACUGGCCAUAAAACCCCCAAGAGAUGUAAGGAGGAUGCCGAGGUCGCUGAGGGAGCGGAAAUUUUGGAAAGCCAAGGAACUGGAAAGCUGGGUACUCUACUAUAGUAUUCCUGUACUUCAUGGAUUAUUGCCAACAAAGUAUGUUGCCCACUGGGCUCUUUUGGUGGAAGCUGUGCACCUGAUGCUGCAACAACAGAUUUCUUCUGUAGACAUAGAACUUUGCGAUCUUCUCAUGCUGGAGUUCGUUGUAAAAACUCAGCUCCUCUAUGGAGAAGACAGCAUGACGUUUAACAUCCAUCAGAUGGAACAUAUUGUGAAGAGUGUUCGUCUCUGGGGCCCUUUGUGGGCACACUCGGCCUUCCCUUUUGAAGCGGGUAAUGGGAAAAUGAAAACAUGCAUUAAGGCUGCUAAGGGGAUCCCUCACCAGAUCUGUAGGAUGCUAGCGGCAGAGACUGUUGUGUCUGAGUUAGAGCAGCAUGUUACCAGCGCACCUGUGUCUAGCUAUUGUUGUUCUCUGAGCUCCCGCUCAACACAAAAAUCUGUCAAUCUUUGCACGGAAGGAGUGCGUUUGCUAGGCAGAGGGUGUCCUUUUCGUGACCUUGGGGGAGAGGCUGUGUUCAGUGCUCAAGCAGUUGAGUAUCCACGUAUGGUGAAGGAUGGAACUGUGUUCACGACUGCUUCUUAUGUUGGUAAGAAGAAAAGCAACAGCUCGGCUGUAAAGCUGACCAGUGGUCUCAUUGGAGUAAUUGAGAAAAUUGUCUUCGACAAGGAGUCAAGCUUCCUGAUUUUGAAACCUUUAGAAUGCACGCCUUUUUAUUCAAAGUCGAAGGCAACUCUGUUUAAGGUUCAUGGACGUCCGAGGCAAUUUCAGAUUGCAAGAUCUUCCGAAAUCUUCAGUGCAGUUGUUUAUAUGGGCACUGAUGAUAUCUAUGUGGCCCCAGUGCCCAGUGCUUUUACAUUUUAAGGUGGUUGUUAGGAAUGUUUUGGGUUAGCCGGAGACGAGAUGAAAAUGGUUUAUUUUCCAUUCUCAAACGAUGGGAUUAUUUGCUCAAAUGGAUGAGCAGUUUUUUUUUUCUUCCACUUGACGUAGCAAAUUAGGCUUUCAUGUUUAUAGAGCAUCACGUCGGUCUGCCCACAUAUGACAACUUUGGUUCACAGAUCAGCAUUUCAGCUAGUGCAGUAUGACUGCUAAGCUGGGGUCUUGAACAGGUCUUUAAAGGGAUACUACAACGAAAUUUCGGCGCUCAUUUUUUGGUCUAUAUGUGUUCAAAAGAGCAGUAUCACAUGGAACAUAGCAAUAUCUUGUUAAAAAAAUCUCAAAAAGGAAUUUUAAGACGAAUUGAACAAUUAGCAAAGAGCACCUGGUGGAUGUCGCUAACGCCUCGUUUGUAAUGCUCGUCUAGGAACCUUGACAGCUAGUGACGGAGGUUGUCUCGUCUCCGGCCACGACGAGAGAAGGGGGAAGGAGGAACUCCCCUCUUCCCGAGAAUCCCUUUUGUGUGUCACAGAAGUCGCUAUUGUCCCCCUAGAAGAUUAUAGAAGAUUAACCCGUCACUCGAAAUUCGUACAAAAGCAGCCUCUUCGGUGGCUGGAACGACUAGGCCAUCCUCUCGACGUCAGCCUCGCCGUAGCUUUGCUCGUCCUGAGACGACCUACGUCACGAUUUCGUUGGAUGUCACAUGCUCUAAGCUGGGCCUUCUCCGAGCGCUUGCCAGAGUGGGCUGUUUAUAACGAAAAAUACAGCCACCAGGAUCAAAAUACAAACGUGCGAUUGUCAUUUACGGAUAUUGUGGAUCAUAUUCAACCUAUUUUUGAACUCGACGGGAAUAUUUGAAAUUUCGUUGAAGUAUCCCUUUAACAAGCGUCGUGCAGUAGUGAUGCACCAUUGUAUGCCAGCACAAUGCUCGUUCACAGCGAAACGGGCGGGGGCAGAAUUUAAGGUACAAAUACGCCGAUCAAACUUUUAUUCUUCAGUUUACUGUUCAUCCUCUCGUCGCCGUCAUUCGUGACAAUAUUUACAGCUCUGCCUAGCUCACUAUGUCCUUUCUGAAAGUCUUCACUCUAAUUUUUACUCUUAGGGUAAUUUUACCCCACAAUCUUAAUCCAGCUUUCAAAAGCCAUGAAUGCCACAUAGAAAAGCUUCAUCUGUGCACUUAUCAAAACCGAAAUUUACAUUAAAACAGUCUGUGUGCCUUAGUCCGUACAUUUCACAAAAAGUGAACUACCAAAGCAUAUUCGCAAGAGCUGCUUGCCUCCAUUUAAAACUAUUAAAGGGCCACUCCGGCGAUUUUUCGAGCUACCCAAACAAACUACAUUUCUGAAUACCCGGACAUUGCUCUUCCCAACACAGUAGUUUGAUCUCUGAAUUCAUAUUAGUUAUUGAGGAAUUGGCAAUGCGAAAACCAACAUUCAAAUCUCACUGCGGUUUCUAGUCGCAUGACGUAAUGAAUCGGCAUUUUCGCAGAUAAGGCAAGAAUCCUAAAAAAACAGUACAUUGCACUUUUUUUUUCGUGCUGCUCAGCGAGGGUUUUUACACCAUUCAUUUUGCACCAAUAUGCAUUUAUUUAAUCGGUCAGAAACAAGUUAUACGGCCCAAACAGUGAAAAGGAGACAUGACAUAUAGUCAUCAGUUCAGUGCCACCAAUGAUGACUUUCAGUUUGAAAAACCGGUAAGAGCGCGAUUAAAAACUUCAAUAACUCUGCAAAAAAAUAUAUGUAUGUAUAUAUAUUGUCAGUAUAUUUUGAAUACUACUUCAGCACUGUGUUUUGGUGUGUUUAGCCAAUUUUGAGGCAUAUUAGAGACCAUGACAAAAUCGCCGGAGUACUCCUUUAAGUCCACAUUUCCAUUAUUAUUCCAAUGCAUAUUACCCAGUUUUUUUUUUGUGUCACUGCUUAUGCUUACAGUUGUCCUUUAUAAUGCUACAAUAUAAAAGCUCUAUAAUAGCUAUUCAUGUACUGAUAUGUGAAGAGCCCCAUAAGUUUAUUCAUACUUUUAGCACUGUGUUUCAUAAAAUAUUAAGGUCUAAUAUCCAUUCCACAAUCACUUCUUGUUUCUGUCCUGUACAAAUAGGGCAUUGCUUUAUUUGAAAACAGGUUAUUUCUUCAGGGUGUUUACCACAAUAGCUUUGAAAUUUGCCAACCUUUUCAGAUUUACCCUGACAAUUUUAUAUGAAAUUCCAUGACUUACUUCAGUCAGGACUAUUGGUUUGAUGAGCCAAUAGCUGGACAUGUUUUCAGGCUUUCUAUUAGGUGGAGUUAAAUUGGCUCUUCCCGUUCAAUCACGUUGUGGCUUCCACUCCCUAGACGCCUCGUGCGACGUUACUCAGCACAUUGGCAUCAAUGUGCUACCGUCGGGCUUUGUUACACACUGCCAUGCCAUUUUCACUGUUAAUUUUCCCUGAUUUAGCCAUCUUUUUUACUAUUUCACUGGCAGUUCCCUGACUUAUCCUGAUGAUCAAAAUUUACUGACAAUUCCAGGUUGGUAGAGAUCCCACCCUGUUCUUGCAGUUUACUGAUGGGCUUGAAGAUUUCUAGGGCACUCACUGUAAGGUUAUGUGACUCAUCAAAAACCUUUUACUUGGUGAACAAUCAAAUUAGUCAAAUUAUUUAUGUUACUUUACUUUUAUCACAUGCUCUGCUUCUGUGUGUCACUGAAAAUAACUGUUUGUGAAUUUUCAUUUCUGCAUUUUGUAUAUAUAUAUAUAUUUUUUUUAAAAGAAGGUAGACUGCCAUGAUUUGUUUUGCUGCGUUUUCUCACAAAUCUUUUUUGUAGCGUGCACAUUUUCAGUUACUUUUUACUCCUGAUACAUUGGCAGUGGGCACCUAUGAUAAACAUGCAGAUUUUGUAUAACAAACUUGAAAUUUUUGUAUGUCUUGCAAUCACUUUAAAAUGUUUGAACAUAUGCUGCUUUAACCUUCAUUUGCUCUGAGAUAUGGUACUGAUCUGUGUAUUUUAUCCAGUAGAGAUGGGAUAUCACAGUAUGUGGAUAGGCAAAAUGAUUGUGGCUUACUCCUGUGCAUAUGUGUAAGAGUUCUUAUAAACACAUUCUAAAAAACAGCCAUGUGUAUGAGUUUGGAUUCUUUACGAUAUGAAAGGUUGCUUGCUUUUUCAAAUUAUUGCCAAUAGCCUUGCAAACUCCUAGCACAGUGUUUGAACCUCACAAUUUAUAGAUUUUCUUUUCGUGAGGUAAACAAGCAAUGUUUUAGUGUUACCAGAUCUCGGCUAGCUGUGACAGCAAGAAUAGAAAGAAAAUACAUUUACAUAUUUGCAUGAAA